CUAAAAAGGAAACCGACGCUGCAAACUGAACGCUCGUUGGGGAUUUACGGAGAAAGCCAAGCGUCUGGUUGAACGUGGCUAAACUUAUAUCUAGAAAGAUAUAGAGAGAUUUGGUUGAACGUGACUAUACUUAUCUACUACUAGAUAGAUCUAACUAUUUCGGGUUCAUGAUUGAAUGGGAAUUAUCAUCAUCAAGUGUACAUAAAAUUAUGACUCAACUGAAAGUAAGCCGCACCAUCAACGGGCCCACAUGUAUCGUUCAUUUUCCAGAAGGUGUAUCAGACCUGUUUGAUGAACCCUCACCACAUUCAAGUAGUAAACAGAUUCCAGUUGUACGGUUUCUUCGACUGGUUGACCUAAUAUUGGAUAUCUGCUAUGCAUCUUUGCCAGGAGAUCCCAAUAUCUAUCUCGAAAAUAAAACGGUCUUUGCUGACAAACAUAUAUACGUUGCCUCGAGUAAACUAGAAAUUCACAAAAGUUUUUAUACGUCAUCUUGUUUGCAUCUACCAUUUGACUGCUACUCUACAUUACAUUACGUUGGGAAUAGUUCGCAUUCCAAAAUGCUUGAAAUGAAAAAUAGAAACAAUUCGCAAUGGUUUGCAAGACUGUUUCAGCAAGAUAUCAGAAUUGACCCGGUCACCAGAAAACCCUCCGAAUUUCCUGCUCCAUGGCGAGAAAAGUAUGGCCCAAUGUGUACAGGUUCCCCCUUUGUAAUAGAAAAACUAAGCAGACCCGAUGUAUGUGGGGCUAAAGACCACUACAAGAUUCAGACAUCGGAUAUUGACAGCCAAAACCACACUAACUGGCUGGUUUAUGUUCAGAUUUGUAUGAAUGUCUGCAGAAAAGGUUUGGACAAAGAACUAUUUAGCAGACUUUUAAUUGAGAACAGUAAAAAUGGGUUGAAGGAGUUCCAGAUAAGGUACGAAAACGAGGCUUUGGUGGAUGAAGAGGUCGUAGUUCACGCUUGGGAGACUUCGGGUAGAGAUGAUCAACUAUGUUUUGAGCUGACUAGGGGAUCUGAUCUGUGUAUUCAAGCAACCAUUGCAUUUCAUCAGCGUUGUGUUAAAAGCACACAUAUUGAGUCAAUUAAAUCAAAGAUUUGACACAGUUUCGAGUUUUUAAUCAAAUGCACGUAUGACACUUAUUUGAAUCUACCCCGCCAACUGAAUGAUCUAUACUAUACGCUACAUACCGUUAUUAUAUAUAACUGGUAUAACACAAAACCUUUUUCUUUGGUACUUGUUUCUUUAUAAAACUUUAUUUAUAUAUGUUAAAAAAAUCAAGCAUAUUUUAUUUCAGAAUAAAAUAUUUA
Magallana angulata is the source of this 1312-nucleotide messenger RNA. RefSeq lists its product as uncharacterized. The transcript has 3 exons. The coding region runs from base 168 to 1103 and encodes 311 amino acids. The record is from RefSeq and is a predicted model, not a curated record. Lineage: Eukaryota; Metazoa; Mollusca; Bivalvia; Ostreida; Ostreidae.